This is a messenger RNA of Cylindrotheca closterium, 2118 nucleotides long. The record is from the annotation of a GenBank genome assembly. NCBI's taxonomy places the organism in Eukaryota, Bacillariophyta, Bacillariophyceae, Bacillariales, Bacillariaceae.
AUGGGUAAAUUUCUCAGGCAUGUGGCUGUUCUUGGAUUUUGUCUGAUUCUGCUGGAGGUGGUUCAGAAGACUGUAUUUCUCCAUCAUUUGUUAACAUUUGAAAAUCAGCGAGAAGAUGGCUGGUUCCCGGGGCAGGGCCAUGCUCUCAACUUGGCAAAAAUCCCUUUGGAUAUAAGCAAGAGUCACUUAUUUGAUUCUUCAAGCAAUAACGGUGAUGUUGUGGCAUCCAAUUAUGCCAGUGACCCUUGUCAAAUCUCACCAUCCUUUGGAGUCGAAGGCAAAAUGGGAUUUCAAGCGCUGACAAAGAUUCAAAUAUCAAGUGAUCCUGAAUCUUCUAUAAAACUACUGUGCAUAGUCAUGACAGACUCCACACAGCAUUCGACUUCGUUGGAGGCCGUGUUGAAAACCUAUGCACCGCAAUGCGACGGAUUCACUGCAGCGUCCAACGAAACUGAUGAUAAAAGACAAGCCAUAAAGCUUUAUUCAUCAAGUGACAAUGAGUGGGAUCGUUUUUCCAAGGUUUGGUCAUACGUCCGAACGCAACACCUUGACAACUACACGGCAACGCAUUUUGGAAAGAUCAAUACCUAUGUCAUUCCAGAAAAUCUGAAAAAGAUGGUAUCGGAAAUUGGUCAAAAUUAUCACUCGGAGCCCAUGAUCCUCGGUGGUGCAGUUGUUCCCUCUAUUCAAGAGCCAAAGGAGAGGUUUUGUGGUGGCGAAGCAGGAUUCACAGUGAAUCGAUUGGCUCUAAAUGCUGAUCUUCAGAAAUGCAAACUAGAGUCACUAGAAUUCGGAUCCGACCGGCUGUUGGGUUUGUGUUUGGAUCAAUUGUUAGACACCAAGUGUCGCAAAACGACAGAUUCUUCUUCUGCCUUGAGAUACUUGGAAUUUGGCGUUGACUAUCACGCCAACUGGAAUCGAAAAGUCAAGGGCCCGAUUAAAAACAAACCACUUUCCAAGCACCAUGGAAUAUUCAUGCAGUCUGGAUUGAACGGAGUAUCAACAUAUACAGCUUCUUUUAAUUUGGACGAAGUCAAUAAAGCUGCAUCAAAGAUUUCCUAUAUGAAUUCCAUUGAGAGGGUCCAUGCAAUACUGAAGGGACAUUGUAAAGAGAAAUGGGAUAUUCCAGUCGUUGCGCAUGAUGAAGACGGUAAUCCGGGUUACAUACAUGAUUCUACCUAUCUGAGGCGUAACAUUCUGCCAUUCACCAAAGGUGACACUUGUGAGCUGCCCUUUGGACAAGGCCCUGAAGGGAAAGCUGGCUAUCGCGGUUUGAAAAAGAUUCAAAUCAUGCCCGUUUCUAGUGAACAAAAAAAGGUGCUCUGUCUGGUGUAUACGCACUCUGGAGCGCACAAUCGGAUUCGGGCGAUAGCAGAAACAUACGGCCCACGUUGUGAUGGUUUCAUGGCAGCAUCCAAUCAUACAGACCUUUCGAUCGGAGCAGUUCACCUUCUUCAUGAGGGUCCUGAAGCUUACAAGAAUAUGUGGCUGAAGGUUCGAGCCAUGUUCGAGUAUGCACACCAACACUAUCGGGGUGAAUACGACUUCUUUCACAUUGGAGGAGAUGAUCACUAUGUGAUUGCAGAAAAUUUGAAGCAUCUGGUCUCAACAGGCUCGUGGAAAGGGGCGUGGAAUCAAUCCGCUCCCCUUUUACUCGGGGGCAAUAUGAUCGACUAUCCACAAACACAGAUUAGGUACUGUGGAGGGGGAUCUGGGUACACUCUCAACCGUGUUGCUUUGAAAAUACUCGUUGAAGACUUGUUUGAUACGCACCCCUGCCGGCCUCACUUCCAAGCUUCGGUAGAAGAUCGAAUUAUCUCUUCAUGCUUCUCUUCGGUGGGUAUACAGUGCAUGGAUACAAAUGAUGAGUUAAAGGAAACAAGAUACCACCAAGCCACAGCGAAUUUUCAUGUGAAGUGGAGAAGAGACACUCCCAGUGUAUGGCGAGCUGAGGAUUUAAUGAGUGUCCAUGGGAUAACCUCCUUGGAAGGAAUGGGUCAGAUUUCAACAAGUACCGUCUCUUUUCACUUAAAAGACGAUGAAGAACCAUCAGCGGACCCUCCACUCCGUCGAUAUCAUGCUAUUCUCUACUCCUGUUGCUCGUCGGAAAGCUGCUAA